CUCGGCAUUCACAUUCGUCUAUUGUGGUAGACGGAAAGGUUUAUUACUUUGGCGGAAGCACACCUACUACAGUGGGAUCACAAAUCUUGAGUAAUGAAAUGUUUUAUUUCGACAUUACAAAGGAGUUUGACACAUCAUCCAUUUUAUGGAUGGAUCAAACCGGCACUAGUCCAAUGUCAGUUCAAAGCGAAGGCGCAACAACGGUUGUCGAUGGUAAAGAUAAUAAUACGAUUUUUUUGGUCGGAGGUACAAUGUUUCAUCCCAAAACAAAUACUUUAGAAAUGAAUGCAUUGGUUUACACUUUUAAUAUUAAAAAUCAAAUAUGGAGUAAAGUGGAAGUUUUAGGAGAAACUCCACCGGGAAGGAAACAAGCUAAAGGAGUUAUUGAUUCCAGUGGGAAGAUUUACUUAUUCCGUGGUAUCAAUGCCAAUUAUGUGUCAGGUGGUGUCAUUGGAUAUCUUGGCGGAAUGGAAAUUUUUGAUACUAGAAGUUUAUCAUGGUCCACUGUGCCCUCUGAUAACACUGAAUGGAGAGGUCAAUAUUCUUCUACCAUUCUAGAAAAUGGAAACAUCAUUUAUAUAGGGGGACAGACCAUGUCAAUGGCGGAUGUGGAUAUAAGCAAAGCGUAUAUUUAUAAUACCAAUACGGCCAUUUGGUCGCAAGAGGGAAUAAAAGGAAAUGCUACUAUAACGAUAGAUAAUAGAUAUGGACAUUCCGCAGUUUUAUAUAAAGGAAAGAUAGUUAUAUACGGUGGAGCAAAGGGUUUAAAUCAAGUAACACCCAAUCCGAGUCUAAUUUUCCUGAAAGUGGAUGGAAAUGUUACAAAUAAUUUAACAUUACCAACUAGCGCAAACGAUAAAGUAUUUUUAUUUAAUCUAGAAACUUAUAGUUGGGUUUCUCAUUUUAAUCCACCACCUCCAUCAACUGAUACUGAUGCUAAUCAACCCAAGAAUCCUUCAAAGGGCGGCGGGGAUAAACCAAAUUUUUCUGAUGAAAGUAAUGGAUGUUUAACACCAUCAAAAACUUUUGUAAUGGGAAUAAUCAUUAACGUAAUUAUUAUCCUUUUGCUUAAUCACUUCAUCUUGUUCUAA
Molecule: messenger RNA, 1091 nt
Organism: Funneliformis mosseae
Lineage: Eukaryota; Fungi; Glomeromycota; Glomeromycetes; Glomerales; Glomeraceae
Source: the annotation of a GenBank genome assembly